Molecule: messenger RNA, 645 nt
Organism: Thlaspi arvense
Lineage: Eukaryota; Viridiplantae; Streptophyta; Magnoliopsida; Brassicales; Brassicaceae
Source: the annotation of a GenBank genome assembly
AUGGAUUCGACGAAGCUUAGUGAGCUCAAGGCCUUCAUUGAUCAGUGUACCCUUCCCUUCUCUCUACACCUACGUCUUGGUGCUAAUGAAGAACACAAAGACACCGAAGCGAGGAGUUUCGUAGUGGAAGAAGAGAGUGAUGGUGAUAUGGAGGAGACCGAAGAACCGAAACCCAAAGUGGAGGAAGCGAUUGUUGAAUUUGAUAUAGAGCUUGAAGGAGACACUGUUGAACCUGACAAUGAUCUUCCUCAAAAGGAUGCAUCAGUGGAGGUGACUGAUGAGAACUGCGAAGCUGCUCAAGAAGCUCUCAUUAGAGACAACAGGAAAACCGAUGCAGCUGCCGAGAUCAUCUUCAGUGGAAAAGCUCGGCCUGGACUCACAGAAACGAAUGUCAAUGUAGACGAGGUAAAUCAAAAAGAUAGACAUGAAAUGAGUGAUGAACAAUUUGUGAAUCAAGUGAAAAUGCUGGUGGACGAGGGUUCUAAAGAAUUUGGUUUCUCAGCAAAGAACGAAGUGAUUAACGGGAAAGCGAGGGUGAUAGGGUUCUUGCUGCUGUUAGAUUUUGAGCUGUUGACAGGUAGAGGUCUAUCGAAAGGGACAACGUUCUUGGACUUCCUUUGCUCUGCUUCAGAUGCUUUCAAGUAG